AUGCUAUCCCGACGUGCCUUGACCUUGGCCGCAACCUCGGCGCGAUCUCUUGCCCGAACCCGUCCUCAAUCUCAAAUCCAACCUCGAUUCCGCAUCCCUCGAGCCCAGUUCUCGGUCGCAAGAUGUCUGAAGGCUGCUGGAGAAGAGAUAGACGAUCCUGAAAUGAACAACAACUACAUCAACCCACCUCGAAUCAAGCGACAACAUCGUGACCCCUAUGCCAACUGGGAUGACAAGCAAGAACGGCGCAACUUCGGCGAGCCCGUCCACGAAGACAAUGACGUUCUCGGCAUCUUCGCUCUGGAGGAUUAUACAUUCAUGUCCACCGCUCGGGGCCUCUUGCUGUGGGCCGGCUUCAUCACCUGCGUGCUGGGGGUAUAUUAUGGCGUCUCAUACACAUAUCCCGGCAAACCGAGUGCCCCAAGAGAACUUGAAGGAGGACUAUUUGAGGAGCUUGGAGGUCCAGGCGCCGUUAGGGCACAUAUGGCCGGGGACCCGGUUGACGAGGAAUAA
This is a messenger RNA of Cladophialophora psammophila CBS 110553, 513 nucleotides long. RefSeq lists its product as uncharacterized. Gene Ontology annotation, cellular component: mitochondrion. The coding region runs from base 1 to 513 and encodes 170 amino acids. The record is from RefSeq and is a predicted model, not a curated record. Lineage: Eukaryota; Fungi; Ascomycota; Eurotiomycetes; Chaetothyriales; Herpotrichiellaceae. The transcript is spliced from 3 exons.